AAUGACAGUUCCUCUGACAAAAUACAAAAUGGUUGAAAACUAAAGUUGGCAAACAAAGAAAGGCAGCGUAAUAUCGUAUUUUAGCAUUAAAAAACUGUUUUUUUAAGUGAAAGCUAGUUAGAUUAGUGUGUAUUGAGUGUGUAGUUCAAGAUGUUGGACCUGGAAAUCAUUCCGGAGCGUUCCCUGGGCUGUGAUGCUUGGGAAUUCGUUUUAGGGAUGCAUUUUUCUCAGUCGGUUGCCAUAAUACAGAGUCAAGUGGGUACAAUACGUGGAGUCCAAGUCCUAUAUAGUGACCAGAACCCACUAUCGGUAGACCUAGUAAUCAACAUGCCCCAGGACGGCGUGCGGUUAAUAUUCGACCCGGUCGCGCAGCGGCUCAAGAUCAUAGAGAUCUACAACAUGAAACUAGUUAAGCUUAGGUAUAGCGGCAUGUGUUUCAACUCUGCGGAGAUAACGCCAUCUAUCGAGCAUGUGGAGCACUGCUUCGGCGCGACGCAUCCCGGCCUUUACGACUCGCAGCGCCAUCUGUUCGCGCUCAACUUUCGCGGACUGUCCUUCUACUUCCCCGUCGAUAGCAAGUUCGAGCCGGGGUACGCGCACGGACUAGGUUCCCUGCAGUUUCCCAACGGCGGCUCGCCCGUCGUCUCCCGCACCACCAUCUACUAUGGAUCUCAACAUCAGGUCAACUCGAGCAGCCAGCCAUCGAGCUGUGUAUCGAGCUGCGUGUCGGCAGCGCCGCUGCCUGAGCUGCCUCUAUCGUGCUACCGGCACCAGCUGCACCUGCGGCGCUGCCACGUGCUGCGAGACAGGCACGCCACCACCGGCCUGCGCCUGCACAUGUUCACUCAAGGCACAAGUCGAUCCCUGGAAGCGGUGCGCAUGUCAGUGAGCCGCGUGGUUCGGUUCGGCGACUCGUGCCAGUGGGUGUCCCGCGCCCUCGGAGCCCCGCAGCGGCUCUACUACAAGGCGGACGAUAAGAUGCGCAUCCACCGCGCAGCGGCCCGCCGCCGCCCCCCGCCCGCCAGCGACUACUUCUUCAACUACUUCACGCUGGGACUGGACGUGCUGUUCGACGCUCGCACGCACCAAGUGAAGAAGUUCGUGCUGCACACCAACUACCCGGGACACUACAACUUCAACACCUACCACCGCUGCGAGUUCGAGCUGCAAGUGCAGCCUGACAAAUGCGACCCCAACUCCCUGGUGGACCGGGGUGGCGCGGUGCGUGUGACCGCGUACAGCAAGUGGGAGGUGGUGUCCCGCGCGCUGCGCGUGUGCGAGCGGCCCGUCGUGCUGAACCGCGCCUCUUCUACCAACACCACCAAUCCGUUCGGAUCCACCUUCUGCUAUGGCUACCAGGACAUGAUUUUUGAGGUGAUGCCAAACAACUAUAUCGCGUCGAUCACGCUGUACCAGCCCGAGGGCGCGCGGCCCGUCUACCCGCCCGUCAGCUCCAUCGCGUGACACACCCAGGCAUCCCCAAUCAAAGGCAAAUACGCGUCCUGAACUAUUUCAGCAGUCUUCACACAAUCCUCCACUGGUGUGGCUACAGCCAAACAGGUAACACAGCCGCCACACAGAGCCACCGCCCACUCCGCGCGCGAUAUACGCCGCGACACAUAUCCCCAAAGCACCUAAGAGGAAACAGUAUUUAAAAAAAAUGUGAUAAAAAAUCUGUGAAAAAAAAACUUAAAAAAAAGUUAAGUGAGUGACAGAUCUCAAGGUGUGUAAGUUUAAUUUAAUUCCUUAGCUACAAUGGACGAAAAAUAGUAAAAAAAGUUAAUAAUUUAAAAAAAAUCACACGUAUUUUUAAGUGAACAGUUUUAAAUAAUAGUCAAAUGUGUUCUAUCAUUUUUUAUCGCGGACUCGAAAUUCGAAAAAUCCAAGGGAAAGAAUAAAUAGAACUUUGUAAAUAUUUUUUGAAAAAUAAAAAGAAAAUGUCGAGAAAUUAAUAUUAAUGGUAAUGGAAAAUGAAUCAUGUAAUUGAUGUAUUUUUUCUAUGAAUAUGACAUGAAUUUCGGUCGAGAUGUUUGGUGUGUGUUUGACAAAAGUGCGAAAUAUUUUCUCUAUGCACCACAUUAUGCCAUGGACGUGUUUGUUAGAUAGUAGUUGUGCCUCUUAUGACGCGUUAUAGACUAAGAGCUAGCGACAAAAACUUUGUCCGCCUACCCUCAUAAAAACCACACAACCAUAAAUUCGUAAACCUUUUACCUACGUAUUUAAAAUUGGAAUUCAUUUUAUAAAAUCCUUUCGCCUUUAAUAGGUACAUUUAAUUAUAAAUAAAAACAUUAUAUUGUAUGUUGGUUUAAAUAAACAGGUAUAUACUGUGUGAAAAAACCAGCAUUAACAUUGUAAAAUCUUUACAUUAAGCAAAAAAAAAUAUGAAUAUAAGUUUUGUCGGUUAGCUUUUAGACUAUGAUUAUGGGAUAGUUAAAAUAAAACGUAUUAUUCCAUAGUGACAACGCAUUAUUUUUAGUGAAAAAAAAAAUCGUAUACUUUUUUAAUAUUUUUUUAUUUGACGAUGAUCUGAAAUGCAAACAAAUUAACAAACAUAUUUUAUAUUUAUUUUUUAUUCUAUAAUGUUAAUAGAUAUGUGUUUUAUAUACAUAUUCUGAUUUUAGUCUUUAGUAUAUCUGGGCUAAGCUUCAUUUUUCUAAAUUAACGGUUUUCGUAUGGAAUUUGUGAACUGUGGAGCUUACUUCGUUAUGAUAUUAUAUGUAAAUAUAAACGCCCACUGCUUGGCUCACUCCUCACCAUAUUUAUUCGGAGGACAUGUGGAGCAUACUCCACCCCUCGCUCCACUUCGGCCACACGCCCAAUUUUUAAAUAAAUUUUAAGAAUCAAUACCGAGGCUAUUUAGAAAAAACAUUUUCUUGAUUGAUGGAUUUUUAUUAUAUAAACGAUUAUAUUCUGUUUUAAAUAAUGGAAACAUUUAUAAAUUGUUUUUUUAUUUGUUUUGUUAUUUUGUGCUGCAUUUAUUCAGAUCAGAAAAUCAAACACUUUUCGAUUAAAACUUUUAUGCGAACCAAAAAUCGAAAAGAAUUAUUAAUUAUUAUAUUAAUUUAUGCGGAACUAAGUGAAAUUGGUUAUACUAAAUAAAAAUACCCUCUGGAAAAAUACUAAAUCACAUUUUUUAUUUUAAUUAAGCCCGGUAUUUGUCGGGUAUUUUUUUAAAAAGUAAUGUACAGAUAAUAAAACAUACUACACGCGUUACUAGCGCCAUAAUUGCAUAUAAAAUUUACCUAGUGGACAUUUUAUGCAACAUUGGACCGUUAUAAAUUAGGCAACUAAUUUGACUAGUUCUCCAUGCGCCACUAUUUGUACGCAAUAUAUUUUUUUAAUUACCUGUGAGUUUUAAAUCGCUUUUAAAAAUAUUACUCAUAUUUUAAAUGUACUAUUUCACUCAGUUCAGCUUCAAUUUAAAAAAAUACAAUUAUGAAAUUUUUAUCUACUUAUUAUUUUAAUUAUAAUAGUUAUCGCUCAGAUUCGAAAUAUGUAGGAAUAAAAUUGUGAAUUUUAGAAUGUAAAAUGACAAGGCUUCGAGAAUGCUUGAAUAAAAAAAUAAAAUAUUUUCGAUAUUAGGUAGUGAUACGUUUGUGUGCAUGUGAAUAUGUCAGUCACAAAUAAGUAGCCUGCUUUUUAUUUUUUAAGGACCAUAGAGUUUAUAGUCUGUGCGUUAUAAGGAGUUCAGUCUUGACAGCUGUCAUAAUCAGCUUCGAAAUAUUGUCCAAAUGGAGCAACUUCUAUAAAUAACACUUACGAUGCUUUCACAUUUUUUAAACUUUCAUUAAAUAUAGAGUUUAAUGGUUUUCCUAUUUAAUUGGUACUAUUUUCGAGGAUAUUUUCCAAGGUGAAGUAAUUUUCCCGAAAAAUAACAAGUUUAAUUUAAUGGGUCAUUAUACUUAGUAUUUUCAACACCUGAUGACUAGGCAGCAUAAUCUUAUGACCUUAGUCGACCGUUAAAUGGGUGCAGAAAAAAACACUGAGAAACCCAGUUGUCGUGUGAUUUAACUUCAGAAUUCUUUUAAUUUCGGCCUUUUUAAAGACAGAUUGUAAAAGACGUUUAAAAAAUAAUUGAGUGUAAUACAUACUCAAGUUUCGACGAUUGAAAAAAAUAAUUUUUUUGCUUAGCAGUUAUUUCAUUUUGUAACUAGAAUGUCUGGAAUUUUAUAAAAGUCCGGUUUUUAUCGGGACUUACCUUUUGAACUGAUAUUUGACAGCAGUUAUACUGGUCACAUUGUAAUGUACAGACUAUAUUUAUUAUUAACUAAAUCAAUACAACCACCAGACCUCGGUUUUGUUAUUUAUAAAGUACUAUUGAAAUACUUUCAUGACCACGACUUAAGGUCUAGUUUGCAAAAAUAUCUUCAAACUAUUGGUUAGUCAAUAUUGUCUUACUUCCUCAACCCGGACACUUCAUACAAAACUUACGAGCGAGACUCUGAUACUCUUUAUGACUAUAUAAAACUAAACCCAGCGCGGUAAGGUCGGCGCCCGAUACGAAUUGUUCUAUAGGUAUAUUAUUCUUUCAUCUAUGCUACUGUUACGAGUCCAUAACUCAAGACAUAACUAAUCAUUUAAAAGACAAUUAAGCGUUUCCUACAGAUUGGUAUAAACCAGGGAUGUUAAGGAGAUCCGUAACCGUAAACGAAACUAUCGGAUAUCCGAUAUAAAAAAUCAUCCAACCGAAUCCGAAAUAAAAGUUUCGGAUAAUAUCGGAUAGGGGCGGAGUUGAUCGGCUGGCCGCUGCUGCCAGUGCCGACACACAAGCCGCGCGCAUUGUUUGUUUUUUUCUUUUGUCGUGAUAACAUUAUAAAUUAUAACUUAUCAUUAUAAAUAAAACCACUUUUUAUGUAUUUUACUUUUGAAAUUUGUUAAAAAAAUUAUAUCCGCAACCAAAAUUAUCCGAAAGUAACGGAUAAUCCGAAAUAAUUUAUUAUCCGUAACCGUAUCCGGUGUAAUAAUCAUUCUGAAAUCCGUAUCCAAUACGUAUCCGAAAUGUUAUGUUCAUAACAUCCCUGGUAUAAACAGUAGGAUAAUGCCAGGAUCAAAUAGGUAAGCUUUACAUCCUUCAUAUUACCGAGAAAUGUUUCCUUACCAAAGUUAUGGGAUAUGGAACAUGUUCUAACCGCACCACUGCGGGUUGAUGAAAAUGUCUAGGCUAGAAAAUACCACGUUGGAGUGAUCUCUUUGCACCCUUUUGUCCGGGCAAGUAGUUAAUGCCAUUUGCGGGAUAUCUACUUACAAUAAGUUACGGAAAAAGAGAAACUUGUCUUUCUGUCAUUAGGAAAUUUAUGCGUCUGCCAAUUAUAUAGAAUGAAGUGUUUUUUGCAACAGGACAUUUUGCUGCUUUAUUGCAAAAUGUAGUUUUUUUAUAAUAAUAUAGACUCGCGUUUGACCACAAUCUCACCUGAUGAUAAAUGACGAUGUGGUCUAGGGUGGAUCAUGCUUACCCGGCAAAUGCCUAUUCACUCUAGCUUUGAAGACUCCCAGAUUAUAACGAGUUGGAAAAACAGACGACGGCAGACAGUUCCAAUCCUUCUCUGUUUACAUCAAAAAGGAAGAGGCGAAACGUUUAGCGCGGAUUGGUGGUAUAUCCACAACAUAAGGAUGAAAUGUCUGCCGACGUCUAGUUGCCCGUAGAUGGAAUGGAGUGGGUGGGAUUAACUCGCGAAGUUCCCGCGCACACUCACGGAAGUGUAUCCUAUAAAAGACCGACAGACAAGCUAUCCUUCGUCUAUGGUCUAGACUUUGGAGUCGAGUCUCCACAAAAGAGUCUUUGUCUAUGAGUUUUAUUGCUCGUCGCUAAAGUCCGCCCCACGAGAGGAGUCCACGGAUUUUAAUUGACAAGUCACAGUCAAACAGAAUCUGCAACUACUAGUGCCGCGGCGGGAUUUCCUUGGUGGUGCAGAUUAUAUUUAAAACUAGGUAUUAACUUUAAUCUACAUUUUGCAAUAAGGCGGUAAAAGUCGUAAUUUUAAAACUAAAUGAGCUUAUCUGUAGAAUAUGGAGGCUGGUUGUGACGGUGCGAAUUUAGUUUUUGGUGUUAAGGUGUGUUAUUGCUUGCGCCUUUGGAUUGCUUUGAAGACUUUUGAUACUUCUUAUUUGAAUUGAUUUGUCUAAUAUGCAGUUCCUAAUAUGGAGCAUAAGCUUCUCCCUUAUUCAUACUACGCUGUGGACCCAUCCAUUGCCGGUUGGUCGGUUGGUGGACAUCCAAAGGUAGUUUCCUAGCUCAAAGAUAAAUUAUGAAAUUCCAAUUACUAAAUAAAGACAGAUCAAAAAGUGACAAAAAACGUUUUCACUUUUCUAUUUAAGUUAUUUAUGAAUUUUAAUAAAGGAUAAUGUAAUAAUAAGUACGACAUUUUGUCACGUUUUCUAUGACGUCGCAAGUUGCUUUUUUAUACAAAUUCCACAGUAUUUUCGUGUUCAAACGUUUUGUAAAAAGUAUCUGAUUUGACUAGUUGAAAAAAAAAAUCGUAAUUAAAAUAAAUUUGACAUAAAAAAAUCGGGUUGUCUGUAUUGACAAAAAAAAUAUGUUCUUUUUUGGAAUGGUCUACAAAGCACUCUUCAAAGCAGUCCAAAUGGUACUUUUUAUUAUUUAUUUAUUGCACAAUUUAAGUCUCGAGUGUUUGUUAUGAGAAACUUAGUGGCUGUGGUGCCAUACAACAAAAAAAGUUAAAAAAAUUGACAAAUAAAUAACAAUAAAAAAUGAACUAAGUAUAAGGUAGCGUACGCUGCGCUCGAUAUUUGUAUGCGGAUCGAUAUAAUACACUUUUUUACACACAAAACAUGCGGUAGUAAUGCUAAAAAACAAUAUAUAUCAGGCAAUGUAUGCUGAAAGUGAAAAUAUACACCAUUUUGAUAUAUUAAAUGACCGAAAGUUCAAAUUGAAUUAAAUUUAAAAACAAUUUAUGGGUUUUUGGGGAAAUUAAUGGAUUUCAUAAGAUCGUAUCUUUAUACGGGAUCUUCUUAAAUAUUUUCAAAUAGCCUGUUUUAAAUAAUGCCAUGUUUUUUUUUAAAUUAUAUAUUACAUUUGGAGUGAAAAUAAUAAUAUACAAAGGAGAAAUCGAAGAAGUACAAUAGGCUGAUUUAUUGCUAAUUACCAAUAUCUUCCAAGCAACCUUUGGUUAUAUUAUUUAGCGGGAUCAUGCAGAGGGUGCAGCAUAGUGAUUUGCUAGACAAAAAAAAAACUUUCACCAUUGUUCUUCUUCUAUCCUGUGGGUUGUGAGGUAGAUUACAAACCUCAUUAACCCUGGUGUCAGGGUUAUUAUUGAGCCGCCAAAGGCCCCUGACAUGGCUCAUGUAACGACUACAUACUUACAUCAUGAUGUAGUAACCACUAUUGUUUUGUGUGUAUGAAUGAGUAGUUGUAAAGUCCGUAUAUGGAAUAUCGAGUUAUUUUUUUAUAUAAUUAGCUUAUUUUCGGCUCGCCGCGUCGUGUGCGCUGUGCGUCACUUAAUACAUAAUGUUUACGCUGUUAUAACGUUGAUGGGGCUAUAUAUACUUCCUUUUCAAUAUCACUUGCGGCAGGCUCUGCCCGAAAACGGAAUUAUAUCGAGGAUUUCGACCAAUAGACGCACUAUCUACGUGGAUAGACAUAGUGGGUGCCGUGCCGCGAGGACUGUUGAAUUUAUUUUCAACAUUAAAUAUUAGUCUCUCCAAUUAUGGCACACAUUUUUUCUGGCCCGGCUUCUAAAACUAGCAUUAUCUCUCUCUUUCACAUAAGUGUGCGUAUGAGCUCUUUUUAGAGCUGUCAAACUAAAAUAAAACAAUUUUAUCUCCGCCAGGAUCUACCCAAAUACGCAUUUCCAACAGGGAAAGUGAUAAGCUAAUUAAAUAUGGAAUUCCGCUUUGCAGUAACGCAUAGAUAUCAUUUUGUCCUUAUAUAAAUUUUGUGUAAGUACCAAAUAAUUCUAUAUAUGCGGGCGUGAGUUCUGUGCGCACAUUUAUAUCAGGGAAGUAAAAGUAAAUGUAAAAUUGCCUCAUCAAGUUUAUAACGGCAAAGUCAGCCUUCAAAAUUUAAUUCAGACAUUAAAAUCCUCUGUUAUACACAUUAAUAAAACCAAUUAUUGCGGGUAACACUGCAAGAAAAGUUGCUAAUCGCGAUAAAAUAAAUUUAUAAACGCACGUAAGUUUGGUACCGUUUCAUGAAAAAUCAGUGUGCAAUCUUUCGACUCAUCAAAGGCUGACGUAUGUAAAAUCGUAUAAUAUAACUAUAGUCUGUAUUAUACGUGUAGUAGAGUUAUAUUAUGCAUUUAGUGAUACAUAACAAUCUUUGGGCGUUUUUUUACAAUUUUUUUUCGUAUUCAACUCUAAAUUAUUUGUUCGGACACUAAAAAAAUCUUGCUCGUAGCAUAUGGCACGCAUAUCGCGCGCGGUACGAUAAAUAAGCCAAUAGACUUAAUUUUUUUUAUUGCUUAACUAAUACAGGUGGCUCAUAUAUCGCAUCGCGCGCGAUAUGGGAGUAACAUGUUACGGGGGCAGAGGUUAUAAUUUGUUGAUAAAGUACUGUUUUCUUUCUCUUUAAGAUCUUUUCAGUUUACGACUGGAAAAAGGAAUGGUUGGAGACGCCUGAUAUAAUGUCUAACACUUUUUUUUAUAUUACGUACUUUGUUUAUACAAUUAUGCAAAUAUUUUUGGUUCCAAUAAGUAAUAAUUGAGUUUAAACCGAAGUCAAAUUGUAAAUGAACACCCACGUAUGAUUAGGGCUUAGUCGAGACCCAUAACGUUACGGUCUAUAUUUUUAAUUAGCUACAAUUAUCAAGCAUAAUAUAAAGAAUAAAAAACACUUUUUUUAUUAACUAUGUACAUAAUAAUGAGUUCAUACGGGAUUCACAUUUUUUAAUGUUGCCAGAUAGCAAAACUCCUGUACUGUUUUGUGAAAUAGCCAAUAGUUUAUUUAUUUCCUAUCGUGUUGUAAAAAAAUUGUUGAAAGGUACAUUUGUUGAAUGUUAUUGUGUUAUAGAAAAGUUGUAAUGUGGUCUGCACUGGGUUAGGCCAUAUAAUUCACAAAAAAGAAAGUGUGCAAGUAACGUAAAAAGAAAUAUACUAUAUUUUGAAAAUAGAAUGAUAACAUGUCAUUUCAAUAUGAUAUCAAACGUCACUUUCAAAAGCCACAAGAACAAAUGAAUUCUCACAUUCUUCUCUCUUGUGGCUAUUAUAUUAUAUGGUAUUCUUUCUCAGUGCAAUGCACAAAAACUUGGGCAUUACAUGGAUGUGAUCAGUCAAAAUAUCAUGCAGUUACAGAAAAGUGUUCGAGUCCAUAAUGUGUUCAAUAUCUUCACUGUUCGAGCAAUAAUCUCGUUGUAAUUACAAAUUCAGUAAAAUCGUACAGUCUGAUAGAAAAGUGUAUAAAAUUGACGUUGUAAACCUAGACACUCCUUUUUUUUUUGGUAAUUUCUAUUCUACUUUUGUAUUGGUCAGCUUGUGAUUUAAAGUGCAUGUGAUUGGUUAAAUAUAAGCCAAUGUUGCCAAUUAAGCUUUUCAAUUUCUACACUUUUCUGUCAAAUAGUAGGAUUUAGAUUUAGCAUCCAUAUAUAAAUAAGAAGUAAAUGUCGUUUUCGGGUUUUAGUGGGUGUACUUUGCGAGUCCUUCGACCGCAGUGUUCGUAGAACUCGUUACAUGUUAAUAAAAUCAUUUUGUAUCCUUUUUUUUGGUGUUGCAAUCCUGCAGUUGCAAUGUAACGAUAUUUACAUAUUUUAUUAAAAACUAAAUGAAAUUGCUAUCAAAUUUUAAUGGCUUUAUUACUUGAAACUAUCGAAAAAUAAAUAAACCUGUUCUAAAGGUUAAAAGAUGACGGUUCUAUGGUAAACAUUAAUGGUCGCAGAUCGAUCUAGGAUGGAGUUAACGUUAAUUUUGUGCUUAUAUAUCCCUGAAAAUUCGUCGCUAAUGUCGCUAAUAGACCUAUCUGAAAUUAUCGGCGUAUCUGAUUUGCAACUUUUGCAAUUAUCAAGAAGACAUAAAUUAUUUUAGCAAAAUACUGCAGAUAUGCCAGUUCGUGAAAUCAGCCACGAAUUGGUCGCCAGAUUUCAAGUAUUGAGCCGAACAGGAUUCAAUUUCUAGAGAAUAUUGGUCAGCUUUUUCAAUCUGUUUUAGUAAAACAAAGCUAUGGAUAUUACUUUCACUAUUAUUUACGAGUACUUAUUAGUUUUUUGAAUCAUGUUUAUAUAAUAUUUUUGGACAGUUAAGUACAUCAGUUUUAUAUCUAUUGUUUUUGCAUAUCAGUUGAGCAUUUGUGACGUCACCAAAGGUAAGUAACAAUUGGUGCCGAUUUUCGCAGAUGCAAACUUAAUCUGUCUAAAAUUUGCGCUAUCUCUUUCUUGUACUUAAUGCAAGUGAAGGACGGCGCUAUUUUUAAAAUUAAGUUGGUCAGCCAGGAUCGUUACACAAUUACUUACUGAUUACGUCACAAUUGUCUCAAAGAAGACGAUCUAUGGUUAAGAGUACCCACAUUGUAGUUCGUAUCAAGUUAUUAUCAUCUGAUAGUUAUUUAGAAUGUUAUGACGCCGACUUCCUAAAUGCUCAUUAAAGGAUGUAAAGUUGUCAACAAUUUAAAAAACAAUGUGCAUUUACGAACAUACUAUUGACGUUGAUGCCUGCGUGUUCGUACGUGAACGCAAAAGUCGAAUUCCAAAGUGCGACAGGCCAAUCUUAUAGGUGCUGCGCUAAGGCCGGGUUUCCACUAACGCGGAGAUGGGUGAAGAAGAGCGGAGAUGAGCGGGUUUGUCCAAUCACAGCGUUCGAGAGAGCGAAAAACGAAGACGCACUGUCACUCUCUCCCUCGCGGUGAUUGGUCGAUUCCUGCACAUUUCCGCUCCUCACCGUCCAGCUCCGCGUCAAUGGAAACGCAGGCUAAGGGAGACCUUAGGCGCAAGUUGUUGAGGGCGCUUAGGUUGCAAUAUGCAUAAAGUUUUUCAUGACUUGUCAUUUAGUUCCAUUAAAAUCCGCAGGACUUGAUGAUGACCGACGUUAGAACCCUGUCGCACUAACAUAUUUGACAUUUAGUGAGAAUUACAGUUAAGUUUGGCAAAAAAGUUGAUGUGACAUGGUACUAAAGUGACAAAAAAGUACUUUACAUUCUUUGGUGAGGUUAUGGUAGGUGACGGUAGCCCUUUUAUUCUACAUUUAAGACGUUUAUGUAACUCGCGAUGUUUUGAUCAUAUCAUGCAACGCUGUUUUAUGGAAGGAAGUGGUUGUUAUUGCACGAACCGUGCUUAUAGGUCCCGUAGAGAAGUGUCACCGUCGACCGCAGAUUCUGUUCCCAACAGUCACUUUCCUCUUGAAAAUAAAGUUUUUGUUUGAUAUUUUUGGCAUUUUUUCUCGUGUGGGAGGAAUAGAUUUUUGCGUUGACGGGAACAUACCUUAUUGCUUGUGACGAUUGGCAAGUUAGUAAAGAGUUUUAAGGGGUUUUUAAAUACUAUCAAUGUGCAAAAGUUUUCGCAAAUAAUGCUCAUGUCUAGUUUACCAAAUGUUAUUACGAAAUUGAUUAACACGUCUGAGCUUAUGUCCUUUUCUUACCUGGAAAAUAGGAACAGGAUAACGCUUGGCAAAUUUAGUAUUUAGCACAGGACUUAAAACUCGUUUACCAUGGUCAUACAUAUAAAAAAAUAUACAUUCGACCUUCCUGUCCCCUUAAACACUCUUGCUAUAUUGUCAAAUUGUAAUUUUCUCAUACAUUGUCAACAUUUUUGUAGUCGACCAACAGUUGACGGUAUAUGCAGAAAGUUUUAGAAUCAAGAUUGUGAUCUACAGUUAUCCCUUUUAUAAUCUGUGGGUACAGAGGAAAGUGUCUCAAAAAAUACCAAAAAAUAAAGGAUUUCAUACCUAAA
Pectinophora gossypiella (pink bollworm) is the source of this 11828-nucleotide messenger RNA. RefSeq names its product PHAF1 protein CG7083. Gene Ontology annotation, biological process: Golgi to plasma membrane protein transport. Gene Ontology annotation, cellular component: trans-Golgi network. The transcript has 11 exons. The record is from RefSeq and is a predicted model, not a curated record. Lineage: Eukaryota; Metazoa; Arthropoda; Insecta; Lepidoptera; Gelechiidae. Bases 151 to 1464 code for a protein of 437 amino acids.